AUGUCGGCCCACACAACGCUGCAUCCGCCGUAUGCAUCGACCCAAGCCGGGCUCGGCGGGCUGCCGACGCCCAAGGUCGACAUUGCGAUCUGCGCGGUGCUGCUUCUCUUCUUCGCCGUCGGGGCGGCCACCAACAUGACCAUCUUCCAGAUCAACCGGCGGCGCGACCACAGGUUUCUCUUCUCGGCCAUGACCUUUGGCUUCUGCAUGAUGCGCAUCGUCGCGCUGGUGAUGCGCAUCGUGUGGGCGACGCGUCCGACCAACGUCAGCAUCGCCAUUGCGGCCAGCAUCUUCACGCUCGCCGGCGUGAUCAUACUCUUCAUCAUCAACCUGCUCUUCACCCAGCGUCUCGUCCGUGCCUAUCGUCCACGUCUGGGCUGGAGCCGCCCCGUCACGGUGCUCUUCCGUGGCCUGAUCGCCUCCAUCCCCGCCUGCCUCAUCAUGCUCAUCAUCGUCACCGUUCACUCCUUCUUCACGCUCAGCGCCAAUGCCCACCGGAUGGAACGUGACGUCCAGCUCGUCGGCAGCACCUACUACGCCUUCCUGGCCUUUCUGCCCAUGCCCGCCAUGCUGCUCACCCUCGCCGUCCCGCCGCGGCCGCCGCACCAUGGCCCUGUCGAAAACUUUGGCCGCGGCCGGCUCGCCACAAAGGUCCGCCUGCUCGUCUUCACCAGCUUCCUGCUGGCCCUCGGUGCUGGCUUCCGCUGCGGCAUCGCUUACGACCCCCGCCCGCGCUCUAGCCCGGCCUGGUACCACAGCAAGGCCUGCUACUACUGCUUCAAUUUUGUCAUCGAGAUUAUUGUCGUCUAUACGUACACAAUCAGCCGCUUCGACCGCCGCUUCCACGUCCCCAACGGAUCCUCCGGCCCUGGCCACUACAGCGCCGACUCUUCAGAUCGCGACCUGGGCUCUGUGGCCGCAGGCCCCGAUGGUCUGUCUCGUAAACGCUCGUUGGUCGACCUCAUCAACACCGAGGCUGAUGUCUUUGGCUCCGACACUGAGCCGUCGGCAUCCGGCCGCGACAUGGAGCAGCGGGCCCAAGACUGGGACGCUCAGGUAGCAAGAGAGCUGCAGCUGGAAAAGGAGGGCCAAGCCGUAUAA
Grosmannia clavigera kw1407 is the source of this 1101-nucleotide messenger RNA. RefSeq lists its product as uncharacterized. Lineage: Eukaryota; Fungi; Ascomycota; Sordariomycetes; Ophiostomatales; Ophiostomataceae. The transcript has 2 exons. Bases 1 to 1101 code for a protein of 366 amino acids. The record is from RefSeq and is a predicted model, not a curated record.